This is a messenger RNA of Chenopodium quinoa (quinoa), 1114 nucleotides long. RefSeq names its product protein ALP1-like. The transcript is spliced from 4 exons. The record is from RefSeq and is a predicted model, not a curated record. Lineage: Eukaryota; Viridiplantae; Streptophyta; Magnoliopsida; Caryophyllales; Amaranthaceae. The coding region runs from base 307 to 987 and encodes 226 amino acids.
UGAAACUUUUUGUUGGACAAAAAUAUCUUUAACAUUUCACAAAAAGACCUCUUAUACCCCAUUAAGAAAAAGAAACCCCUCUUCUCUCUUCUCCUCUCUCAUAAACAUCAGCUCUUUCUCUCUCCUGAAACACAAACCCCUGAAGGCCAAAAAUCAUCACCGACGACAUGCAAUCUGGUCCUCCGGCGCCACCAUUUCGUCCACCCAAGAGGACACAACCAAGCAAUAAUAAGGAGAAAGAUAUAAAUCUCAGUGGUUCUCCUCAUCCAAAUCAUCCCAAUAUGUCACAAACAAGAAGUUCUGCCAAUGAGAUUGCAUUGUGUUGUUUCGGAGGAGGAUAAAAUCCCUUACAUAGGGCGCAAAGGUAUCCCUACACAAAAUGUGUUAGCAAUUUGUGACUUUGACAUGUUAUUUACAUAUUUUGUUGCUGGAUGGCCGGGAUCUGUUCAUGAUAAUCGAAUCUUAAAGGAUGCAAUGGAAGACCCCAAGAAAUAUUUCCCUCAUCCACCCGAAGGAAAAUAUUAUGUUGUUGACGUGGGUUAUCCGAAUAUGAAAGGAUUUUUAGCUCCUUUCAAAGGUGAACGAUACCAUGUUCCUGAUUUUCGUCGUUCAACACAACCUCCAAAUGGUUUCUAUGAAGUCUUUAAUUAUUCACAUUCGUCGUUGAGAAACGUUAUAGAGAGAACAUUUGGUGUCUGGAAAAAAAGAUGGAGGAUAUUAUCAAUUAUGCCCAGCUUUCCGUUGGAAACUCAAAAGAAACUUGUUGCAGCUACUAUGGCUAUGCAUAACUAUAUAAGAAGACACGCGCUUGAAGAUUUGGAAUUUGAUAAAUGUGAUGCAGAUCCUUAUUAUAUACCUGAAGUUGAAGGGGAUGUGGAUAUUGGAGGCAACCCGGUAACUACUCUUGAAGAACAUGAUGGAUCAAUGGAUGAUUUUAGUAUGGAGUCUAUUCGCUACAAUAUUGCAACUUCUCUAAUGAGUCGUUGAUUGUAACAUUAUUGGAUCUUUUAUUAGGAAUAAUUAUAUUAGACAUUAUGUUUGUAAUUAUGAACGUAUGAAACUUUUGGAUAUGAAUUAUUAAUAUGAAAUUUAAAAAUCUAAGUAUUUAGACUUA